Gastrolobium bilobum is the source of this 3703-nucleotide messenger RNA. RefSeq names its product phospholipid-transporting ATPase 3-like. The transcript has 26 exons. Gene Ontology annotation, molecular function: ATP binding; ATPase-coupled intramembrane lipid carrier activity; magnesium ion binding. NCBI's taxonomy places the organism in Eukaryota, Viridiplantae, Streptophyta, Magnoliopsida, Fabales, Fabaceae. Gene Ontology annotation, cellular component: plasma membrane. The record is from RefSeq and is a predicted model, not a curated record. Bases 1 to 3522 code for a protein of 1173 amino acids. Gene Ontology annotation, biological process: phospholipid translocation.
AUGGAUGAAGAUAAGCCUGGGAAACAAAAUGAUGCUGCUGUCUUACCUUGGCCUUUGGAAACAAGGGGAGUUAUUGGGAAGGAAACAGGGGGAGCAACUAUACCUGAAUCUAAUGAUCCUCCUUGUGAUCCUCCUGGUCAUUAUCAUCCUGUGUCUCCUAUAACUAAUGUGCUUCCUCUAUCUCUGGUUCUUCUCGUCUCUCUUAUUAAGGAAGCUUUUGAGGACUGGAAGCGUUUUCAAAAUGACAUGUCCAUAAACAAUAAUAUGAUAGAUGUUUUGCAAGAUCAAAAGUGGGAGUCUAUGCCCUGGAAAAAGUUGCAGGUUGGAGACAUUGUCAAGGUAAAGCAGGAUGGAUUCUUUCCUGCAGAUCUGCUUUUCAUGGCUAGUACAAAUGCAGAUGGUGUCUGCUACAUUGAGACCGCUAAUUUGGAUGGGGAAACCAAUUUGAAGAUUAGGAAAGCAUUGGAAAAGACUUGGGAUUACCUGACUCCAGAGAAGGCUUCUGAGUUUAAAGGUGAAGUUGAAUGUGAACAACCAAACAAUUCAUUGUAUACCUUUACUGGAAAUCUUAUAACUCAAAAGCAAACACUGUCUCUCAAUCCAAACCAAAUUUUGUUGCGAGGGUGCAGUCUCAGGAAUACAGAGUAUAUUGUUGGGGUUGUUAUUUUUACGGGACAUGAAACAAAGGUUAUGAUGAAUGCAAUGAACGUUCCUUCCAAAAGAAGUACAUUGGAGAGGAAGCUAGACAAGCUCAUACUCACUCUAUUUGGAACUCUCUUUAUGAUGUGCUUUAUUGGGGCCAUAGGCAGUGCUAUCUUUGUAAACAAAAAAUAUUUUUACUUACAUCUUGAUUCAUCGGAAGAGGGCUCAGCACAGUUCAACCCUAGAAACAGAUUUUUGGUUUUUCUUCUGACUAUGUUUACCCUUAUCACACUAUACUCAACAAUCAUCCCCAUUUCACUUUAUGUGUCUAUAGAGAUGGUAAAGUUUAUUCAGUCAACUCAAUUUAUCAACAAGGACUUGUGCAUGUACCAUAAAGAAACUAAUACACCUGCAUUGGCCAGAACUUCAAACCUGAAUGAAGAGCUUGGGCAGGUGGAAUACAUUUUCUCUGACAAAACCGGGACUCUGACAAGAAACUUAAUGGAGUUCUUCAAGUGUUCAAUUGGAGGAGAGGUCUAUGGAAAUGGUGAGACUGAAAUUGAGAGGGGAAUAGCAGAGCGCAAUGGCAUGAAAAUUGAGGAAAAUAGAUCACCCAAUGCAGCGCAAGAGAGGGGUUUUAAUUUUGAUGAUGCUAGGCUUAUGAGAGGUGCUUGGAGGAAUGAGGCUAAUCCUGAUGUCUGCAAGGAAUUCUUCAGAUGCCUUGCUAUUUGCCAUACUGUACUUCCCGAAGGUGAAGAGUCCCCUGAGAAGAUCAGAUAUCAAGCUGCAUCACCUGAUGAGGAAGCUUUGGUUAUUGCUGCGAAGCACUUUGGUUUCUUCUUCUACAGACGCACACCUACAACGAUAUAUGUUCGUGAAUCUCAUGUUCAGAAGAUGGGCCAAAUUCAAGAUGUGUCUUAUGAGAUUUUAAAUGUGCUUGAGUUUAAUAGUACAAGGAAACGUCAGUCUGUUGUAUGUCGUUAUCCAGAUGGGAGGCUUUUACUAUACUGUAAGGGUGCUGAUACUGUAAUCUAUGAAAGACUCGCUGAUGGUAAUAAUGAUAUCAAGAAAGUGACUAGGAAUCAUUUGGAACAAUUUGGAUCUGCUGGACUACGUACAUUAUGCCUGGCCUACAAAGAAUUGCAUCCUGAUGUCUAUGAAAGCUGGAAUGAGAAGUUUAUCCAGGCCAAGUCUUCUCUACAUGAUCGUGAAAAGAAAUUAGACGAGGUGGCAGAACUUAUUGAGAAUGAUCUCAUUUUGAUUGGUAGCACUGCCAUAGAAGACAAGCUUCAAGAGGGAGUACCAGCUUGCAUAGAGACUCUCCAAAGAGCUGGUAUUAAAAUUUGGGUUCUUACAGGGGACAAGAUUGAAACAGCAAUAAACAUAGCGUAUGCAUGCAGUUUAAUAAACAAUGAGAUGAAGCAAUUUGUUAUCAGUUCAGAAACUGAUGCAAUUAGAGAAGUUGAAGAUAGGGGUGACCAAGUGGAAAUUGCACGAUUUAUUAAAGAAGAAGUGAAAAAAGAGCUGAAGAAGUGUCUUGAGGAAGCAGAGAGCUAUUUUCAUACUCUAUCUGGACCAAAAUUAGCACUUGUGAUUGAUGGAAAAUGUCUAAUGUAUGCAUUGGAUCCAAGUUUAAGAGUGAUGCUGCUGAAUCUAAGUUUGAAUUGUCAUGCUGUUGUUUGCUGCCGAGUUUCUCCUCUACAAAAAGCACAGGUCACAAGUAUGGUCAAGAAAGGUGCACGAAAAAUAACACUUAGUAUUGGUGAUGGAGCCAAUGAUGUUAGCAUGAUUCAAGCUGCUCAUGUUGGUGUUGGCAUAAGUGGGAUGGAGGGAAUGCAAGCUGUGAUGGCUAGCGAUUUUGCCAUUGCACAGUUUCGUUACCUUGCAGAUUUGCUUCUUGUUCAUGGCCGGUGGUCAUAUCUGCGAAUAUGCAAGGUGGUGUUAUACUUUUUUUACAAGAAUCUCACGUUUACUCUUACUCAGUUUUGGUUUACUUUUCAAACUGGAUUUUCUGGUCAGAGAUUUUAUGAUGAUUGGUUUCAGUCAUUAUUUAAUGUUAUCUUUACAGCACUGCCAGUGAUCAUUGUUGGACUAUUUGACAAGGAUGUUAGUGCAUCACUAUCAAAGAAAUAUCCUGAACUAUACAUGGAGGGAAUAAGAAAUGUCUUCUUCAAAUGGAGAGUUGUGGCUAUAUGGGCCUUUUUUUCUGUAUACCAGUCUCUAAUAUUCUACUUUUUUGUCAGUUCGUCAAGUUUAAGUGCUAAAAACUCAGCAGGAAAGAUAUUUGGACUCUGGGAUGUCAGUACAAUGGCCUUCACAUGUGUUGUAAUAACCGUCAACUUGCGACUAUUUAUGAUUUGUAAUUCGAUCACAAGAUGGCACUAUAUUAGUGUUGGUGGAAGUAUAUUAGCCUGGUUUAUUUUUAUUUUUAUAUACUCAGGGAUUACCACUCCUUAUGAUCGACAGGAGAAUAUUUAUUUUGUCAUAUAUGUCUUGAUGAGUACAUUCUAUUUCUACCUCACACUAGUUCUUGUUCCUGUUGCUGCUCUUUUCUGUGACUUUGUUUACCAAGGGGUUCAAAGAUGGUUCUUUCCCUAUGAUUAUCAGAUUAUUCAAGAAAUGCAUAGACAUGAGCUUGAUAACACUGGUAGGGCACAGCUGCUAGAGAUCGGGAACCAGCUUACACCAGCUGAGGCAAGGAGCUAUGCAAUAUCUCAACUCCCACGUGAGCUAUCAAAGCACACCGGGUUUGCUUUUGAUUCACCUGGGUACGAAUCCUUUUUUGCUGCACAGCUUGGUGUUUAUGCCCCACCAAAGGCAUGGGAUGUUGCAAGACGAGCUAGCAUGAAAUCACGGCCAAAGAUUGGGCAUAAAAAGUAAUUUGUUGUAGGAUGAUUGUACAUUUCGUUAGUUUUGGUUUUCCAUUUUGAGAGCCAGCCCUAGGAAUUCUGUAAAAUUAGAAUGUGCCAUAUAAAAUAUUUGGUUAUUUUCAUUUUUAGUAUAUAUUGUGUUGUUUCUUUUGGGGAAUUAGAGCAGGUUUUCAGGAUUCUUAGAUGUACAU